GCGGUCACCUAAUUUAUUUCUAAUCACUCUGCAAACAACCUACUGUUUAGAGCGCGAUUACCAAAAUGUAUGGUGGUAGCCUAGUUUUGCAGCAUACAAGCAUCCAAUUUUUGUUUUGGUUCGCUCCUUUAAAUACUCACCGAAUGCGGCGAUGCAUUAGUUAGUCAGGCAGUUGACUUCGUGAAGCAAAAAUGAUUUCUAAUCAAGUCAAGUUCUCGGGACAUUUCUACAACCCACACGUGCCCAUAUUUGUGCCGAAAGAAAAUGGUCGCGUUUUCUACGAAGUUCCAGAGCGAUUCCUUUCCGAUCGAUACAGACCCCUCGGAUUGAACCUGAUGAACCGAUUUGGAGCCAAUGCAGGCGUUCGAGUCCCGGUUAUGGACAUUGAUCCACCUCCAAAUAUCGAUUUUGCGAAUGUGGUUCCUCGGCGAGGAGACUUUUCGCUCUUCAACAGGUCCCACCGCAAAGUGGCCAAUCAGUUGAUCCAGCUUUUCAUGCAACAACCGGAUGCGGACACACUCAGUGCGGUUAGUGCAUACGUACGCGAUCGUUUGAAUGCACCUCUGUUUCAGUACGCUUUAUCGGUCGCGUUGCAUCAUCGCACAGAUACUACGGAUGUUACAGUCCCGUCGAUUCUGCAUACGUUUCCGGAUCGAUUCAUAGAUCCGGCAACGUUUCCACGCAUGCGCGAGGAAGGUCGUAUUGUUGAUCAAGGAGAUCGGAUGGCAAUCGACAUUCCGAUGAACUUUACAGCACUUGAUCGAGAGCCAGAACAGCGUCUCGCUUAUUUCCGCGAAGAUAUUGGAGUGAAUCUGCACCAUUGGCAUUGGCACUUGGUAUACCCGGGAGUCGGUCCCCGGGAUAUUGUGAAUAAAGAUCGCCGAGGUGAGCUGUUCUACUAUUUCCAUGGGCAAAUGGUGGCUCGUUACCACGUGGAACGGUUUUGCAAUGGGUUGGGUCUACUGGAGCCGUAUAAUAAUCUGAGGGCACCGAUAAGGGAACCUUACUAUCCGAAAAUUUUGCGAAGUGCUAAUAACAGAACUCACCCGGCGAGAUAUCCGAUGAUGGUACUUAGCGACGUGAAUCGCACUGCCGAUCAAGUGAAUAUUACGAUCGCAGAUAUGGAGCUGCAGCUGAGUAGGAUCAUUCGAUCUAUUGAUGAUGGAUUUGUCAUGAGUUCAAACGGAGAGCGCAUUUCACUGGACAACCCCGGCGGUAUCGAUGUACUCGGUAACAUUCUGGAAAACUCAAUCCUAAGUCCAAACUCCGAUUUCUACGGAGACGUACACAACAAUGGCCACAUAAUGCUCUCGUACAUUCACGAUCCCGAUGGCACCUACUUGGAGAGCUUUGGUGUCAUGGGAGAUGUAACGACGGCCAUGCGGGAUCCCAUAUUCUAUCGUUGGCAUUUGUACAUGGAUCAAAUAUUCCGGCGCCACAAGAAUCGUUUCUCGUGCUACACGUAUCCGGAGUUGGCGUACCAAGGCAUCACGCUGCUCAAAUUUGAAACCAGACUGCAACGCAGAAACUCUCCCCCAAACGUGUGGCUAACGUUUUGGCAGCGGUCGCAAGUCGAUUUGGGCACUGGACUUGAUUUUGGACCCGAAGGCAAUCUGUUUGCAACGUUUACCCAUCUGCAGCAUGCACCGUUCCUGUAUCAAUUGCAAGUCAUCAACAGCGACAAUCGAAACCGUCGAGGCACAGUUCGAAUUUAUCUUGCUCCAAGGUUCAACGAGAAAGGUGGUCGUCUGACUUUCGAGGAACAACGUCUGCAUGCAAUUGAACUAGAUACAUUCAGAGUGAGACUCAACUCCGGUGUUAACAACAUCGUUCGCAGAUCUGAGCAAUCGAGCGUCACCAUACCGUACGAAAGAACCUUCCGCAACAUAUCGCAAUCCAACGAAGCCGGCAAUGAACAGUUCCGUUUCUGUAACUGCGGCUGGCCUUCGCAUAUGUUGAUUCCGAAGGGAAAUGUCGAAGGAGUUACGUACGAUCUGUUUGCGAUGGUUUCCAACUUUAGUGGCGAUGCGGUGGAUGUUGAUUUUGAUGAGAAUCAAAACUGUGACGAUUCGUAUUCGUUCUGUGGUCUGCGUAACCGCCUGUAUCCGGAUGCUCGUAACAUGGGAUAUCCUUUCGAUCGCCGUGUUCCUUCUGGUGUUAGAAACUUCGGUGAUUUUGUGGCACCGUAUCAGAACAUGACGGUGACAACCGUGAAUAUAAGAUUCACCAACACGAUUGUUGCUAGAACUUGAGCGAUGGUUUCGAAGGCUUUUGAAGGAAAUAUUUGAUUAGUUUGCAAAAUGAAGUAAGGUUGGAAUAAUUUGAUGUUGACAAUGCAUUAAAUGCAUCAAAUUUUGAACAGCAAAGAAUAAAACGGAUGAAGUACAUGGGCGAGUGAAGCUUGAAAUCCUAGUAUGAGUGUUAUCCGUUGACUU
Messenger RNA from Aedes albopictus (Asian tiger mosquito), 2435 nucleotides. Its product is annotated as phenoloxidase 8-like. Gene Ontology annotation, molecular function: oxidoreductase activity. The coding region runs from base 192 to 2252 and encodes 686 amino acids. Lineage: Eukaryota; Metazoa; Arthropoda; Insecta; Diptera; Culicidae. The transcript is spliced from 6 exons. The record is from RefSeq and is a predicted model, not a curated record.